UGUGGUUUGAAGAAUUAGAUGCACUGGCUUGGCCAAUAUCAAUUUGAAGACUGAAAAGUCACACUGCGAAGAACACUGUAUGAACACAGCAUAAAAAGUUGAAUUCAGAUAUGGAAGCACAACUUGUUGUCUUUGACAUAAAAGAGAACACAAGCACAAGUAUUUGACAAAUCCAUUUGAACCAAUGGGCGUGACCACCAUAUGCUGCUUCCUUUGAGCCACUUCUCUUUCUGUAUUUCUCAUCAUUUCAGGGCAACGUCCAGUACUCUAUAGGAAGCUCUUUCUCCCUUCAAUAUUUUCUUCAUCUUUUCACUACAGGUAAGGUAGAAGCCAUGCUAUGCCAGUCCCUUACCUUAUUUUUCCUCAUAUAUUCUCCACAAUCUUCUGUAUGUCAUAACUGAGAAGCAUCCAUGGCAGGCAUGAGCAGUGAGAUUUCAACACGGCUGGAGGGAAAAUCUGCUGCAAUAGUGGUUUGUUGGCUUCUCGGAAAUGGAUGCCUUUUUUCAUGGAAUAGUAUGCUGACAAUAGAAGAUUACUACAGUUACUUGUUUCCAAAAUAUCAUUCAUCUAGGGUUCUUACACUUGUAUAUCAGCCAUUUGCUGUUGGAACACUUGCGAUACUUGCGUAUAAUGAGGCAAAACUCAAUACACGAAUUCGGAAUAUGUUUGGAUAUAUACUUUUUUUCAUAAGCACGCUGUUGGUGUUAAUUGUGAAUUCAGCAACAUCUGGUAAAGGGGGGCUUGGAAUAUUCCUUGCUAUAUGUGGACUUAGUGGUGCUUUUGGAGUAGCAGAUGCUCAUGUUCAAGGUGGAAUGGUGGGAGACCUGUCCUACAUGCAACCAGAGUUCAUUCAGUCAUUCCUUGCUGGUUUGGCAGCAUCUGGUGUAUUAACCUCUGCUUUGAGGUUAAUUACAAAAGCUGCAUUCGAUCAUUCUAGUGACGGUCUCCGCAAAGGAGCAAUUCUUUUCUUUGCCAUAUCAACAUUCUUUGAGCUCCUAUGUGUUGUUCUCUAUGCAUUUAUAUUUCCUAAACUACCAAUUGUGAAGUACUACCGUUCAAAGGCAGCAUCAGAAGGAUCCAAAACUGUAUCAGCUGACCUUGCAGCAGGUGGCAUCCGGACAUUACCUGGAACAGACGAGGAAAAUGCAAAAGAUCCUGAGCGGAAGGGAAACAAGCAAUUGUUAUCGGAAAACAUUGAUUAUGCACUUGAUAUGUUCCUAAUUUAUGUGCUAACACUGUCUAUUUUCCCUGGAUUCCUCUCGGAAGAUACUGGAUCACAUAGUUUGGGUACAUGGUAUGCUCUCGUCUUAAUUGCUAUGUAUAAUGUGUUCGAUCUGAUAGGAAGAUACAUUCCACUGAUGAAAUGCUUGAAAUUGGAGUCCCGAAAGUUGAUCACAAUAGCUACUCUUAGCCGUUUCUUACUUAUUCCAGCAUUUUAUUUCACAGCAAAGUACGGUGACCAAGGUUGGAUGAUAACGUUAACAUCCUUCUUGGGGCUGUCCAAUGGUUAUCUCACUGUAUGUGUCCUAACAUCUGCACCAAAAGGUUACAAGGGUCCAGAACAAAAUGCCCUGGGAAACAUAUUGGUGUUGUUUCUUCUUGGAGGUAUCUUUGCAGGAGUGACACUUGACUGGCUAUGGUUGAUAGGUAAAGGAUGGUGAGAUGAGGAGAUCCAAUUCGUUCCUAGUAAAGCAUUAUAAGUGUAUUCAUAUUCUGUUUUUUAAUACUUUAAAUUAAUGAAUUGGUUAAUUUGGUUGUUGAUUCCUCAUAAA
Molecule: messenger RNA, 1772 nt
Organism: Vigna angularis (adzuki bean)
Lineage: Eukaryota; Viridiplantae; Streptophyta; Magnoliopsida; Fabales; Fabaceae
Product: equilibrative nucleotide transporter 3
Exons: 10
Coding region: 411-1661 (416 amino acids)
Biological process (GO): nucleoside transmembrane transport
Cellular component (GO): plasma membrane
Molecular function (GO): nucleoside transmembrane transporter activity
Source: RefSeq, a predicted model, not a curated record